Molecule: messenger RNA, 921 nt
Organism: Colletotrichum navitas
Lineage: Eukaryota; Fungi; Ascomycota; Sordariomycetes; Glomerellales; Glomerellaceae
Product: cytochrome oxidase c assembly-domain-containing protein
Exons: 3
Coding region: 1-921 (306 amino acids)
Source: RefSeq, a predicted model, not a curated record
AUGUCUGCAUUCGGAGAGCUAGGCCCACGGAGCGCCUCGGACGCAACGCGCUUCACCUCGACCACCCCGCACGCCGCCUCCAAGAGUUCUCCCACAUUGACGACGACGACGAUGACGACGGGUGCGACGGGGACAGCUGCCGCCGCGGCCGCCCCGACCUCGUCACCACACCCUCCUCCCCGGGUCCCCGGCCGGCCGCCGGGUGAGUCCCCCGAGGAGCGCGUCCGCCGUCUCCGUGCCGCCCACGAGGCCGCGCGCGCCGCGCAGAAGUCGAGCGUCGACCGCGUCAUCGGCGGCAGCCGUCGCUUCUUCGACUUUGCGCACAAGUUCACCGUCCUCGGCCUGGUCGGCUUCACGGCCAUCGCCGGCCUCAUCUCCGUCUAUUCCGUCUACGACAUGGUGACGUACAAUAAGCAGCGCCGCGCCGACUUCAUCGAGGCCCAACGUCGCAUGGAGGAGGACUCGCUCGCCGCCGCCCGCCUCGCCUUCAUCAACGGCACCGCCACCGACGCCCAGGUCACCCUCGUCGAGGAGGCCAACGCCCGCGCCCGCGAGACCGGCGUCCGCCUCCCGCCCCUGCUGUCCGCGCCCACCGUCACCACCCAGGCCGAGAAGAUCUUUGGCAAGGGCGGGCACCAGCAGCAGCAGCCGUUAACACCAGACUCGUCGUUCGCCGCCGCCCCUGAAGCCGAAUCGUCCGCGCCCGCCGCGCAGAAGAGCAGCAGCUGGUGGCCCUUUGGGUCAUCCUCGGCCAAGCCCGACCAGGCCAGGGGUACCAUCCAAGAGAGCAAGGAGCUCCUCCAGGACAAGGCCAAGGCGGCCUUUGAGCGUGAGCGGGAGAACCAGAGGCGGGGCGGCGCGCUGGACCAGCUCGGCCUGCCGCAGGAGGAGAAGAAGGUUGAGAAGAAUGGUUGGUGGUAG